AUGCAUUCAAAAGGGGCUGUUGAAAUUGACAGUAAUGAGCAUAUCUAUGCACAUCCGGAUUAUGUCGAAAGACUUUACGAUCAUCGAACAUGCGGUGCACAAACUCUGUACGAAGUUGUUGAACGCGCUGUACAAUCAUAUGGUGAUCGGCCUCUUUUCUCAUAUAGAGACUCGUCCAAUAAGCCGUUCGAAUCCUAUGCCUACAAGCAAGUAUUCGAUAUGACAAAUGAUAUCGGAAGUGCAAUGGUUCAAAUCGGUUUAAAAAAAUCUAAUGAUACAUUUAUCGGCAUAUAUGGUUCGGCUACAGUUCACUAUGCACUCUUUCUUUUAUCAUCAUGGUCUUUUUCGCUUGUACCGGUUGGCAUCUAUGACACCCUUGGCAAAGAUGGUGUUCGAUUUAUUGUCAAGCAUGCUGAACUUCAGUUGAUUUUUGCUGAUGAUUUGGAGCGAGUGAAAAAUUUGGUCGAAUGGCACAGUGAAGAAUCUGUACUUAAAACGAUUAUCAGUUUGUUGGAGCCGUCGUCAGAAUUGGUCCAAGCAGCGAAAUUGAAAGGCGUUCAAAUAAUUACUUUUGAAAAAAUGAUGGAAAUGGGUGGAGCUCAUCGAACAGAGCGGGUACCACCUAAACCAACCGAUAUUGCAGUAAUCAUGUAUACUAGCGGCAGUACGGGUGAACCAAAAGGAUGCGUCAUCACACAUGAGUCCUUCAUGUGUGCUUCUAUGGGGAUAAUGCUAGUCGUCGAUCUAGAAGGACUAGUACGAGAAGAGAUUCCACGCGUCCUCAAUUUUAUGCCAUUGGCUCAUAUGUUUGGUUGUGGAACACUUAUUACCACAAUAUACCUGGGUGGAGAGUUCGGCUUCUGGCAAGGUAGUGUUGACAAAUUAAUGGAUGACUUUCGAGAUUUCAAACCAAAUACAAUCAUAAUGGUACCUCGUCUUCUCAACAAAUUAUAUGAUACUGUAAUGUCAGAAGCACGUCGAAAAGGUCUUUCUGCAAUCAAUAAUUUGAAAUCAGCCAUUCAAUCCAAAUUGGCUGAGGUUCGACAGGGUAACUUUUCCCAGGAUACUACUUGGGAUAGUCAAAUUUUCCAUCAAAUUCGUUUAAUAUUCGGCAACAAAGUCAAACGUGUAAUUUCAUCAAGUGCACCAUUAUCGGCUGAAGUAGCAGACUUUUGUCGAGCAAUGUUUUCAUGUAUGUUUAUAGAAGGCUACGGACAAACUGAGUGCGUAGCAGGUUGUUGGCAAGCAAUGAACGAUACUCAAUCAGGUGAAACAGCAUAUUUUGCACGAGAUGGUGUGGGUGAAAUUUGCAUUCGUAGCAAGGCUGUAUUCAGUGGGUAUUUAAAAGAUGAAGCAAAAACACGCGAAACAAUCGACGAGGAAGGCUGGCUACACACAGGCGAUAUUGGCCGAUGGACAGAAAAUAAUACGAUGCGCAUUAUUGAUCGAAAAAAAAACAUUUAUAAGUUAAGCCAAGGUGAAUAUAUAGCACCCGAGAAGAUCGAAGGCAUUUACGCGCGUAGUCAAUUUAUAUCACAGGUGUUUGUUUAUGGCGACUCCUUUCAAAAUUUUCCCGUAGCUAUUGUUGUACUCGACGAUGGAUUUGUAAAAAAAUGGGCCGCUGAAAACAGUAUUGAUGCAACACUUCUUGCUACACCCGAAAUCAAUGAUAGAUUGCGUCAAGCCGUAUUGAAAGAUAUGAUUGAAAAUGGAGAAAAACGAGAUUUGAUGUCGUUCGAACAAGUGAAAGGAAUUGAACUGAUUACGGAACCAUUUACAAUUGAAAAUGGUCUUAUGACACCGACGUUUAAGGCCCGACGAUACGCUGUCGAGAAACAGUACAAGCCAAUUUUUGAUAAACUAUAUAAAACUAUGAAGGCCUAG
Rotaria sordida is the source of this 1884-nucleotide messenger RNA. NCBI's taxonomy places the organism in Eukaryota, Metazoa, Rotifera, Eurotatoria, Philodinida, Philodinidae. The record is from the annotation of a GenBank genome assembly.